CGGUAAUCUGAUUUACGCGACGCUUCCGCAUGAUGGGCCUCGUGACCGAGCGUCUUGGACGCCUGAGCAGAAAUAAUAAUUUGACUUUUAAUAAUAGUUUGGGGUUCGUUUGUUUUUUGGUAAACAAGUUAAAACAGAACCAGCGGCUUCUCGCUCGACAGAGCACGAACCUGCCGCGCACGAUGUUGCUCGUGUUCAUCAUCGCGGGUCUCGGAGCUGUGACGUUGCUGGUGGUCUUAUUUGGACCACACAUACGAAACUUUGCAGCAGGAGCAGUGUGCAAGUCCCCAGCGUGUCUGGACGGGAAGACGGUCCUCAUCACCGGAGCCAACACAGGGAUCGGGAAGGAGACUGCGCGGGACUUGGCGAUACGAGGGGCUCGGGUGAUCAUGGCGUGCCGGGACGUGGCGAAGGGCGAGGAGGCGGCCGCCAGUAUACGCGCCGCGUACUCCAAAGCACAAGUGGAGGUGCGGGAGCUGGAUUUGGCCGACACCUGCUCGAUACGUGCCUUCGCACAGGAAUUCCUGAGAGAUGUCGACCGUCUUCACAUCCUCAUCAACAACGCCGGGGUGAUGAUGUGUCCCUACACCAAGACCAUCGAUGGCUUUGAGAUGCACAUCGGUGUCAAUCACUUGGGUCACUUCCUGUUGACGUCCCUCCUGGUCGGGCUAAUGAAACGCAGCGCGCCGGCCCGCAUCGUGGUGGUCUCCUCGCUGGCGCACAACUUCGGCUGGGUCCGUUUCCAUGACCUGCACAGCCAGGGCAGCUACAACAGUGGUCUAGCGUACUGCCAGAGCAAACUGGCAAACGUGAUCUUUGCCAGAGAGUUGGCCCGCAGACUCAAAGGCACCAAUGUGACCGUGAACUCGGUCCACCCGGGGACGGUGAACUCUGACCUCACCAGACACUCGACCCUCAUGACGAUAUUCAUGACGGUCUUCUCCAUGUGGUUGAAAACCCCGCGGGAAGGAGCGCAGACCAGCAUCUACUGUGCCGUGGCGGAGGAGCUGCACUCGGUCUCCGGGAAACACUUCAGUGACUGCGCCCCCGCCUUUGUUGCCCCACAGGGACGGAGCGAGGAGACGGCGAGGAGACUGUGGGACGUCAGCUGCGAGCUUCUCGGUAUCGAGUGGCACUGAUUUUCAGCGUUUCGCCAUCACCUCUUUCAGGCCUUGUCCACACGUACAUGGGUAUUUUUUUCCCCGUUCACAAGCAAACUGCGUUUUAUCUCACUGAAAAAACCGAACGUUUGCAAAACUCUUUCCAGGUUGAAGACGUUCAGUUGUAGAGUUUUUUGGGGUUGUGAUGUUAUUGCCGUUUUUGGGACCAGUAAUAAUGUUUCCAGGCUUCUGAUUGGCCAGCAUGGCUUCAUGGUGAGGGUUAUAUCACCACCUGUUGGUUCGGCAUACUACUGACAGCGUGGUUUUCAUGUGGACAGAGAUAUAUAUAUCGCAUUUCUCCCUUUUUUAAAAAAAAAUGAAUACCCGUGUAUGUGUAGAGUAGGCCUGUUUUUUUUUAAGGAGUCCUUAUCCCUUCUGCCAUCAUCCAUUUCAUUUGUUUUAUUAUGUUUUUUAAAAUGCUCUUUGUACUUUGAAUGAGUCUUACCUAAUAGGCAGUCAGGUAAUUAUGUAAGGUACUAUCAAGUAAAGUUGCUUUUUUAAAAAUGUGUAAUAAUGCAGUAAUUACAUUAUAAUAACUUGAAUAUUUUGAUGCCGUACAAAACCAUUCAACUGUAUCAUCAUGUGACCACAAAAUAACUUUUUUGACCUUAUGUUUUUUAGUGACAGUGUAGGCAAAAAAAAAAAAAGAAGCAACUUGACGUAUUGUAAAUUCCUGUCAGCUACUGUGAAGGGUCAAGCCAGGGUUCAAGACCAGCAUCUUUAUUGCGCGUUGAAUUGUUCAGAAUUUGCAGCUAAAAAUUGCCUCACUUUUGUGCCAGCGUUUCUAAACGAUUGCAAAUCGCAGGGUUUCUUACAGUGUCUCCAAGCCGGUUCAAUGAGAAAUUAGUAAACUUUAUCGGAGAUCAGCGUCGGUCUGACCCCCUCAAUUAGUGCUUGAAUUGCAUAAAUGUAUUUUUGUGAUAACUGUAGUACAUAUAGGCCAUAAGAGAGCUUUUCUAUUUUAAAACCACAUCACGGCAAUAUACUGUACACGGAGGAUUUCAUCCAUUUGCAUUGCCAAAAAAACUGCACAUUCCUGGAGGAACUGCAGUUUUACUCGUGUUUCCUUCUCAGCAUUCACAAGCAGGUUGCCAAGAGUUUACAUUCUGUGUUUUAUACGAGUGAAAUAUGCCUUUUAUUACACUUACAUUCAUGUUAAGAGUUGAAUGUUUACAUUUGAUGUAAAUAAACAGAAAUAUUGAUAUAAA
Scophthalmus maximus (turbot) is the source of this 2368-nucleotide messenger RNA. It is a transcript of the gene rdh12, whose product is annotated as retinol dehydrogenase 12. The transcript is spliced from 8 exons. Bases 30 to 1139 code for a protein of 369 amino acids. NCBI's taxonomy places the organism in Eukaryota, Metazoa, Chordata, Actinopteri, Pleuronectiformes, Scophthalmidae. The record is from RefSeq and is a predicted model, not a curated record.